AGAUAGCCUUCUACUUUGUAUUGAGAAAAAAUAAAGAGAAAAGCGAAGUGUCAUGAAGAAUGUGAUUAUUAUGAGUAGAGGAAAUUAACAUCCACCAAAACAAAAAAAGCUCUCAAAUAUCAAAAAGCCAACUCCUCCUCUCCUCUCUCUACUCUUUAUCUCUCUCUUCUCCGAUCUCGCCUGUUCGUCUGGAUUUGAUGGUGGCAUUUUGAGUGGAAGCGGAAGAAUUGAAAGCUUUGUGAAAUGGCGGGGGAAGGAACGUUGUCGUUUUCACUGGCCUCAGUAGUGGAGGAUGUACUGCAACAACACGGCAAUAGAUUGAGGAAUUUUGAUUUGGAGUCUAGAAAGGCUGAGGAAGCCGCGUCAAGAAGGUAUGAAGCCGCUGGGUGGCUAAGAAAAAUGGUCGGAGUAGUUGCAGCUAAAGAUUUGCCAGCUGAGCCUUCAGAGGAAGAGUUUAGGCUUGGAUUGAGAAGUGGGAUUGUCCUUUGUAAUGCUCUUAACAAAAUUCAACCUGGAGCCGUGCCUAAAGUAGUCGAAAGUCCCGAGGCUGCUCUCAUUCCUGAUGGAGCAGCGUUGUCUGCAUUUCAGUACUUUGAAAAUGUGAGAAAUUUCCUUGUGGCGGUGCAAGAGUUGGGGCUUCCUACCUUUGAGGCUUCUGAUCUUGAACAGGGUGGAAAGUCUGCAAGGGUUGUGAAUUCUGUGCUAGCACUUAAAUCCUACAGCGAGUGGAAACAGACAGGUGGAAAUGGAAUUUGGAAAUUUGGUGGAAAUAUAAAAUCUACUACUUUGGGGAAGACUUUUGUCAGAAAAAAUUCAGAGCCAUUCACGAAUUCCUUGUCGAGAACCUCAUCAAUGAAUGAAAAGGCUUUAAAUUCUCACUCUUCAGACCUUGACUCUAAUAAAAUGUCAAGUUCUGCUUCAUUGAGUAUGCUUGUUCGUGCGGUUCUUUCAGAUAAGAAGCCUGAAGAAGUUCCAAUAUUGGUGGAAUCUGUGCUCAGCAAGCUAGUGGAGGAAUUUGAGCAUCGCAUUGCAAGCCAAUAUGAACAACAGAAAACAUCUCCAAAAGAUAUUGCUGCUGCGUAUGGCAAGUCUGUGCAGAAAUCUGCUGUUGUCGAUAAAAAGCUAGAAGACAAAAAUUUCAAAGUGACGAAGAAAGAGGAAUGCUUCCGUAAAAAUUACAUUCCUGAUGAGGAACUAAAAAAGAGGUCUCUAAAACAGCAAAUUAUCUUUGAUCAGCAACAAAGAGACAUUCAGGAACUAAAGCAUAACAUUCAUACUACAAAAGCUGGUAUGCAGUUUAUGCAAAUGAAAUUCCAUGAGGAGUUCAGAAAUCUCGGUAUGCACAUUCAUGGUCUAGCUCAUGCUGCUUCUGGUUAUCACAGAGUUCUUGAGGAAAAUCGCAAGCUAUACAAUGAGGUGCAGGACCUCAAGGGAAGUAUCCGUGUCUACUGUCGAGUGAGACCAUUCUUAUCUGGACAGUCAAAUUAUAUGAGCACUGUUGAUUAUAUAGAAGAGGGGAAUAUUGCAAUUAACACACCAUCUAGGUAUGGUAAAGGAUGCAAGUCCUUUAGCUUUAACAAAGUUUUUGGGCCAUCUGCAACACAGGCGGAGGUUUUCUCUGAUAUGCAGCCACUGAUCCGAUCAGUUCUUGAUGGAUACAAUGUCUGUAUAUUUGCAUAUGGUCAAACGGGAUCAGGGAAAACUUUUACUAUGAGUGGUCCAAAGGAGCUCAAUGAGAAAAGUCAAGGUGUUAAUUACAGAGCAUUAGGUGAUUUGUUUCUUCUAGCAAACCAGAGAAAGGAUAUGUUCCGCUAUAACAUUGCUGUUCAGAUGUUGGAGAUUUAUAAUGAGCAAGUCAGGGACCUGCUUGUUACUGAUGGGAGUAACAAAAGAUUAGACAUUCGUAACAGUUCUCAAACUGGCCUUAAUGUACCAGAUGCGAGCCUUAUUCCUGUUUCAUCAACAGCUGAUGUUAUUGAUCUAAUGAACCUUGGACAAAAGAACCGUGCAGUCGGUGCAACAGCCCUGAAUGAUCGUAGUAGUCGCUCUCAUAGUUGCUUGACCGUGCAUGUUCAAGGCAGAGACUUGACUUCUGGAACAUCAUAUCGUGGAUGCAUGCAUCUGGUUGAUCUGGCAGGAAGUGAAAGGGUAAACAAAUCCGAGGUGACUGGAGAUAGACUGAAAGAGGCACAGCACAUUAACAAAUCUUUGUCAGCAUUAGGAGAUGUUAUCUCUUCUCUUGCACAAAAGAACCCACAUGUCCCAUACAGAAACAGCAAACUCACACAGUUGCUUCAAGAUUCACUCGGGGGGCAAGCCAAGACACUAAUGUUUGUUCACAUAAGCCCUGGACCUGAUGCCAUUGGUGAAACAAUAAGUACACUUAAAUUCGCAGAGAGGGUUGCCACUGUUGAACUUGGUGCUGCUCGAGUGAACAAAGAUAGUUCAGAUGUUAAAGAGCUGAAAGAACAGAUUGCAAGUCUUAAGGCUGCAUUAGGGAAAGGAGAUCAAGAUCACAUCCAACAUUCAAUCUCUGGCAGCUCUGAAAGGUAUAGAACAAAAACUAGUGAGUUGGGUGACCAAAACAUCUAUCGGCAAGCCAUGGCUGAUGUAGAGGUUCAAACCAACUCUGCAUCAAGGCAAAGGAGGCAGAGCUAUGAUCUUGAUGAGCUAUUGGCGAAUUCACCUCCAUGGCCUCCAGUUGUUAGUCCAGGGCAAAAUUAUGGGGAGGAUGAGAAAGAAAUAGGCUCAGGUGAAUGGGUAGAUAAAGUGAUGGUUAACAAGCAAGAAAUUGUAAAUAGAGUUGAAAACUCUCUUGGAUGUUGGGAAGCAGAUAAUGGGCAUUCACCUGAUGUCUUUUACCAGAAAUAUCUCCAAGAUUCUUCCAAAAUCUAUCCGGAACAACUCUUCAUGGGAAGCAACCAGUUCAAUGUUGCCACUUCAGACGAUCUAGAUGAUCUUGAUGCUGCUACCAGUGAUUCAUCUGAACCUGAUUUGCUUUGGCAAUAUAAUCAGUCCAAAUUUGCAAGCAUAACCAAUGGGGUUGAGUCAAAAACCAAAAAGCAAAAUUUAACAGGAGCAAAGCUCCCAGAAAUGAGGAACCUAAAUCCUAUGCUAGGCCCUUCACCUUCUUCAAGAAAACUAGCAAAUGGGGUUGGUGUCCCUUUACACCGAGGUGGGAGGCAGCCUGCUUCUGCAGAUGGGAAACGAAAAACUGGAAAUAGAAAAUAGGAGUGUCUUACCCACGUUUACAUGGCGAUUCUUUUAUCGUCUUUGAUUUUCUUCAAUUCUUUGGAGAGAAAGGUUCGUUGUUUUGUUCAUUAUUUUUAUUGUAAAUGUUAUAAUAUUAUAGUAAAAAUGCAGCAAUAAAUCCGGUUGCUCUUUAUAUGUGUAGUGGCGAGUUGUGAUGUAUCCUGACUGGGCUUGGUUUUGGUGAGAGUUUUUGUUUAUAUUUCCACUUUUAUUUUUAACGGAAUGAAACACCAAAAUGGGCUUAUUGGUUUGA
Mangifera indica (mango) is the source of this 3505-nucleotide messenger RNA. RefSeq names its product kinesin-like protein KIN-14I. Lineage: Eukaryota; Viridiplantae; Streptophyta; Magnoliopsida; Sapindales; Anacardiaceae. Gene Ontology annotation, molecular function: microtubule motor activity; microtubule binding; ATP binding. Gene Ontology annotation, biological process: microtubule-based movement. The record is from RefSeq and is a predicted model, not a curated record.